AUGCCGGAUGAUUUUUCACAUCAUUCUCUUUCCCAGCAUACCAACACGGCCAUCUCCAGCGGAAUUCAGGCGGUCCGCACCCCAACUCCUAUUCCAGUCUUUCAUGCUCCAACUCCCAUUAUAGCCCAAUCACUGCAAUAUCAGCCUCCUCAGGGGUUCAAUGGCUUGAUGCAGCCGAACCCCCAGGCAUAUGGACAAUAUGGACCAUACGGACAUGUGUACGGACAGGCUCCCUAUCUGGCUGGACCGUCCGUGCAACCGCAACCCAUCGAUUGGCAGAUGCGCCUACUUACUCUGGGAGAUAAGCCGCCCCCGUUUUCGCAAGAUAUCUUAAAUGCCUCUCAGCCACCAAAGGUGAAGAGUGUACUUGUGGGAGCCUAUGAUGGCACGGGCAACCCAGAAGAGCACAUCACCUCGUACUGGAACCUGAUGUACUUGCAAAGCGUAGAUGAUGCUACUUGGUGCAAAUGUUUCCCGGCCACUCUGAAAGGUGUGGCGCAGGAUUGGUUCAACAGUUUACCGGACGGAUGUAUCAAUUGUUUUACUACUCUUAGUUUGAUGUUCGUGGGAAAUUUUUCAUACAAUAUACCGCCUCGAAAGACUUGUCUUAACUUGGCGACAAUCGUCCAAGGAAAAACUGAGGGCUUAAGCUCGUACGUCCAGCGAUUUAACCAAGAAAAAACCCAAAUUCAUAAUCUGCCGGACGAAAUGGCUUACUCUGAAUUUCUCCGGGGAUUAAGGCACAAUGGUUUUAAAUUUGACUUGGUAAGGAAAAAGAUUCGGACAUACGCAGGUGUUCUGCGGGAAGCCGAAGCUUACAUUGAGGCGACGGACUUUUGUUCGCUCACAAAAACAGAAGCGCUGGUCAAGGGGGCUGAGAAAAAAUCUCCUCUGCAAGACUCGGCCGACCAAAAGAAAGAAGGAAAAAAGAGAAAGGAAGUCUGGGUGGCUGACGCCCAGUCACAGAAGUCCAAGAAGGUCAAGGCGUACGAGCCUCAGUUUGAAUUCAACAAGGAUUGUUAUUCUAUCUUGAUGGAAAUCAAGGAUAAGUUUGAGUUUGAGAAGCCACAGCCGCUGAGAGGCCCGACUCAGUAUAGGAACAAGAACAAGUAUUGUCAUUACCACAAGGACGUGGGACAUGACACAAAUAAUUGUAUCAACUUGAAGAGAUUGCUGGACAAGUUAGCCGAGAAGGACAUGCUGAAUUCAUAUGUGAUGAAGUCCAAAUUCACUUACACACGAACAAACAACACGUCCGAGCAAAGACAGAAGAAUGAUAAGAACAAAGAUAAAGAAGAUGAUGGCAACAUCACUGAUUCAGGCUUUGUGGCCGUGAUAUCAGGAGGAUUUGCUUCAGGCGGCCCUACUAUGAGGCGGAUCAAGCAGGACGCCCGCAACUUGGGUAAAGUAAUGAAAAUGGAUUUAGUGAAGGCCGAACCUUUCCCCGAAGUAGUCAUCAGUGAAGCUGAUCGGGGGGAGGUCAAAUCCUUGCACAAUGAUCCCAUGGUAUUCAUUACGAAGAUAGCCAACUUGAAGGUCGGACGAAUAUUAAUUGACACGGGUAGCUCGGCUGAUAUCAUCAGCCUGGCCGCCUUGAAAAAUCUAAGCUUCCCAGAGGAUGCUCUCCAGGACAUCACUCACCCGUUGGUUGGAUUUGGGGGGAAUGUCAUCCACCCAGUGGGACGGAUUGACUUACCUGUCCGAUUCGGGCAAAAAGGGGAAGGAAGAGAUAUGGUUGUCCGCUUCUUGGUUGUGAAAGAACUGACUGGAUAUAAUGUCAUACUCGGACGUAAUACACUGAAUGCAGCAAAAGCAGUCAUUGUGCCUCAUCUAAUGCUGCUAAAGUUUGAGAGGAAGGACGGGAAAAUAGGCACGAUCCAAGGAAGUCAGAAGAUGGCAAAAGAAUGUAAUCAGUUGGCUGUUAAGCCCACAACGCGUGGACCAAAAUCGUCCGAGCCAAAAGAAGAAGGAACCUCACUCCCAACACAGCAGGUCGGCCAGAAGCGUAAGACGACCAAGAUAGAGCAAGCAUAG
This is a messenger RNA of Chenopodium quinoa (quinoa), 2034 nucleotides long. RefSeq lists its product as uncharacterized. The transcript has a single exon. Lineage: Eukaryota; Viridiplantae; Streptophyta; Magnoliopsida; Caryophyllales; Amaranthaceae. The coding region runs from base 1 to 2034 and encodes 677 amino acids. The record is from RefSeq and is a predicted model, not a curated record.